This is a messenger RNA of Anopheles coluzzii, 3830 nucleotides long. RefSeq names its product ras-GEF domain-containing family member 1B-like. The record is from RefSeq and is a predicted model, not a curated record. Gene Ontology annotation, molecular function: guanyl-nucleotide exchange factor activity. Gene Ontology annotation, biological process: positive regulation of GTPase activity; Ras protein signal transduction. Gene Ontology annotation, cellular component: plasma membrane. The transcript has 11 exons. Bases 1435 to 3159 code for a protein of 574 amino acids. NCBI's taxonomy places the organism in Eukaryota, Metazoa, Arthropoda, Insecta, Diptera, Culicidae.
CUGCCAGCGUGCGAUGGAGUUCAGUUUGUUUCCAACUUUCACCGCGCUUGGAUCGAACUUUGGUGAGCGUGCUGUGCCAGUUGUGUGUGUCAGUCAGUCUCCCUGCUCGGUCAAUUUCGUACGUUUCGUUCGCGAUGCCCUGACCAUACUCAAAACACGGUACGCCGCCCACAGAAACAUUUACUUGGCUUGCGGGCACUACUACCAGAAAGGAUUAGCAGACCUAGGAUUACAAGCCGUUGCAGCAAGCCAGUGCAAACCAAAAAAAAAAAAUACCGAAACUAGUGAGAGUGCUUUUGAAAUACGCUCCCCGUGCCCUGUUGAGCCGACUAAUACAAGAAUAAUUGUUCUACCGGUGGAAAACGUGACACGAGCCGCAAGUGUAGCAGGUGUCAAAAAGUGGUGCUAUCGUGCGAUUUAAAAAUACCCAAAUGAAUCAAUUAAGGGGUAGAUUUUUUGUCUCUUCCAACAAUAACGGUUGAGUGAUUCAAAUUGCCUCUAAAAGUCGAAUGAUGAAAGUGCUCUCCUGCCAGUGGCAAAGUGCUCCGCGUAGUGUGCAUCAGUGUGCAGGUUACUAAGAAUUUGUCGAUUGUGUGAGCGGUAAUCGCCGGAGCGAUGCCUAACGGGCUCCCUUUGCACUCUGCGUGCAGGAAGUGAAUCUUCAACCCCGGUGCGGAAACUUUUAGCCAGCAAGCGUUCGACCCUCUCGUAAAACGCUCGCCGCCGCGGUAGGAUAGAAAGUGUGGCAGAACGGGCCACACGUAUCCUAGGGUGGAUCCGGGGUCUUAUGUUUUCCACAGCAACGCUAAACUACAGGAACGUGCUCAUGCUAGUUUGGGUAAUGGAAUGCAACGGCCGUAUUUAAAGUUCGAGAUGAGUUAGUUUUGCUGGCCACCGCUCCAUUGCAGAGAUACCGUGGUACCUGCGCCCUUCAAACCGGGCUGCAGCAUGCGUACCUGAGGCAGUUUUAGCAAACGGUUCCCGCCACUGUCCGUUGCAAAGCGAACCUGUUCUGAGACAGCAUCACCCGCGGCAGAAGUUCCGAAUGUGUCGGUAGUUUGGUGGCGAGCUUUGCAAACCAACCAGUUUGCACCGGUAAUCUUCCGCACAUGACAUGACUUGUACAUGCUUCCCCGCAAUCCAGCAAAAAACAGCAAACCGGACAAGACGCACACAAUGAAGCGACGGAGUGAAGUUUAACUAGAAACUUAAAACGGAGAGAGGGGAAAAAAACGAAACGCCCUCGUGUUUUGGGUGGAAAAUCACCGUGACGACCCCUCAUUUGCACGCACCCAAAGUGCGCUCGGGGAAGGGCGGGCAGGGUUAAGCAUCGUCCAACAGACCGGCCGCGGGCUCGCGGGCACUCGGGAACAAACACACCGAACACCUCACCUCUACUGCACGACCCCCUAAAUGUGCGGACAAACGUGACGUAUGGCUAUGUACUACUAUGCUAGCAAGCUAUCAGCAGUCGCAUGCGGUACCCGCUGCCGGCAGGGAUUAGCACGCCGCCAGCGGACCAAUCGCACCAACCGGCAGGGCGGCAAGAAGGACGACGAUGAAGACUCCGACGAUAAUAGCAAAGAUAAAAAGGCGCUGUCGAGCUUCUUCUGCGAAAGCACCAACGAUACUAUUGUGAUAUCGGUGAAGUCGUCCGAGCAACCGGAAGUGUGCUGCGAAAGUACACCAACGCUUGCGCAGCAGCACGGCCAGGGCAGUCUCGGCACGGGCGGGGUGAUGUACGGUAAUGGAACCAUUGUUUCCGGUCCGCUGGAAUCGCUAAUAGAUUUACUGAUGCCCGGCAACGUGGAAGAAUUCGAUCAGGAGUACGUCUUUUCGUUCCUGCUGUCGGCCAGAUUUUUCAUCCGCUCGUUCGAGCUGCUCGGAAAGCUGCUGGAAUCGAUACCGGAGCCGGAACCGCUCGAGCGCAUAGUGCCGCUGCUCGGCGUCUGGACGCGCAUGUUCCCGUACGACUUUCGCGACGAGCGCAUGAUGAAUCACGUCAAACAUAUCGUAGCUAGAUGUGCGGACACCAAGCUUGCCAACGUGGUGCCCCAACUACUGUGUGCCUUGCUGGCUCGACUUACCGAGCUGGAAAACCACGAGGAAGAGCUCAGAAGCUAUCAAUCAACUGCAGACAAUAAGACUGAAUCGAUCAGCUGGCCGACAGCCACGCAGCUCGCCCAGCUGCUGUGCCGCAUCGAGCGCAAGCUCGCGAAACACGUCGGCCCGGAGGAAUUUGUGCAGUGCAGCCCCAACCUGCUGAAGGACCCGAACCGGGAGGACUUUACACCGAAACCGAUGUCGGCGGGUCCAUCCGGCGGUGGUGGUGGUAGUGGUGGUGGAGGAAGUUCCGGUGCGGGCGGACACGCAACCUCGCUCGAUGGCAAGAAGACCUGCAAUCUGGAAAGCUACCUGGAAUGGUCCGCCCGGUUGCGGUUGCUGGUGGCGAACGAGAUACUGAAGUGUCGAAAUAUUCAAGAUCGCAACAAACAGUUCGAGCUGUGGAGUGGCGCUGCCCAGUACUGUCUGCUCGUCGGGAACUACAAUAGCGCAACUGCGAUUCUGGAAUCGUUUGAUCUGCCACCGGUCGCUCGGCUGCAAGUUACGUGGAGCAAGCUGUCAUCGACAACGAGCCAACAGCUAAACUGUAUGCAGCGGCACGCCGAGGGUUGCGGUAGCCUCUGGAGCAAACAAACGGAACAGCACGGCAAUGGUAGCAGUUGCGGCGAUGGGCGCCGAUCCAUUCUGCAGCCAUCGUUAGCAGCAGGAUCCUCCAAACCAUCCACAGCGGGCAGCUCGGCAGCGGCCGCAACCGGAAGCGGUGGCGUAACCAGAUCAAGCUCGAACGAAUGGGUCGUGAUUCCGGUUUUUGUCGACAUCAUCAAGCUCGCACUGAAGGCACGGGAAGAUUGCUGCGUAAGGCUUCCGAAUGGACACAUAAACAUGACAGCGUUCGAUCGAUUGGCGGCCAUCGUCGGAGCAUUUACCAAGCACAUGAUCCAGGUCAAUCAAACGCUACCGGACGUCGGACAGUACGCGACACUCUGUCAGUUCAUGCAGAGCUGUAAGCUCCUCAACGAAACAGAGCUUAUGCUGGCAUCGUUCGAAUGUGAAGCACCGACGCCAGCCGAGAAGGAAUUGUACGACGUUGCAUAGCAUUUGCUUGUGGUGGUGCUGCUCCCGCUGCUGCUCUUCUGCCAGCCCUCGAUGGAAGCCCGCACGUUCCAGCUAUUUCCCAAGGACAAGGAACUCCUACUGCUCCCGGUGCUUCUAUUGCUGCCGCCGCCGCCGCCGUCUGCCCUGCAUCACUGCAGCGAAUAUGAUUGUUGCACCGGAAAAAGCCAUUCUCUGCAAGUGGAUUGCAAUUCGAUUGGCAAUCGGGACGGAUAUCGGGUGCAUCAACGCGGCUGCACAACUGCAUCGAAUGCUCACUUCCGCCGACUGCUGGUGUCCUAGCUGGACCGUCGUCAUCAUCAUCGCCGGUGCGUUCCAAACGGGCCGGGGAGGAGGGCAAUCCAUACAUCAUUGAGGUUUAUUAGGGUUUCGGAGUUUUUCUUUAUUUUCCUUCGUCUUCUUUUUGCUCGCACCGGACACUGCGAGCUGUGCGAAACAAAGGGAAAUAAAAUUUUAUUUCCAAUUACCCAUAAAACAAAAUCUUUCUUCAUCGAAGCAGAGGAACAAAAACCUGGAUAGAAACAAGCGUACACACACACACACAGCAUAGUAGAGUCUGUGUCUGUGCCUGGCAGUAUGUCUGUAGGGUAUAAAAAUUGUAAAAAAUAGCUAACGAUAAGAAGGUGUGUGGAGCAGGUUGGGGGGGGGGGGGG